AUGGCACCCCAAGACUCGUUCAUAGAGGAUGAGGACGAGACCUGCCCCCUCUGCAUCGAAGAGCUGGAUCUUACCGACCGCAACUUCCGGCCAUGCCCCUGCGGAUACAAGGUCUGCCAGUUCUGUUUCAACAACAUCAGGAAUAACAUCAACGGCCUGUGUCCGGCAUGCCGACGACCGUACGACGAGAAGACGAUCCAGUACAAGAUUGUCACGCCAGAAGAGAUUGCUGAGUUUUCGCGAAAUAUCCAGAAGAACCAAAAGAAGCGAGUGCAAGAGCAGAAACAGAAAGAGGCUCAAAAGCGCGAAGCCGAAAGGGAGACGCGCAAAAAUCUUAUCGGCGUCCGGGUCGUCCAGAAGAAUCUCGUUUAUGUGACAGGUCUCGCAGCCGGCGGCCGGGAAGAUGAGCUCCUCAAGAUGCUACGAAAACCAGAAUUCUUUGGUCAAUACGGCAACAUCCAGAAGAUCUCUAUUAGCAAUCGGAAAUCCCCGGAUGGCCAACACCACUCUCUUGGUAUCUACGUCACUUUUGAGAAGCCCGAUGACGCAUAUCGCUGUAUCUUGGCUGUGGACGGAUCCGUGAACGGCGACCGCGUUCUCAAGGCACAGUAUGGCACGACGAAAUAUUGCUCGGCCUGGCUCAAGUUUGAGAAAUGCAACAACCCUGGUUGCAUGUUCCUACAUGAAAAGGCCGAUGAUGAGAACAGCUACACUCGUCAGGACUUGUCAUCUCUAAAUUUCCUCACCCAGACCGACCGACCCCUCAACAGCGGCAGCACGUCGGCUCGCGCCGUUUCUCGACAGCAGGGACCUCAGCCAACCCCGCCUCCCACGUCGCAGCCCAUGCGACCCUCGUUGAGCAAGGAUGGCGUGGUGGACAAUCCUGUUGAUACCUCAGCUCUGCCUUCUUCCGCGAACUGGGCUCGGAAUCCACAACGAAGCCGCAGAGGAAGUCAUGCCACGAGCGGUGCUGCCUCCAGCCCUGCCGUUUCAACGUCCUUACCAGUUACAGCGGAGACAGCGACUGAGAACGUCGUGCCUGAUGCCGAGUCAUCUACCACUAUUCCAGCAUACUUGAGGAACUUGGCCCCCCGCGAUGCGGUUUUCGAUGAAGAGAUUGCCGCACUACUAUCCUUCCAACUCCCCAAGAUCCGUGUUCCAGACUUUGAAAAGUAUCCUCCCAUGUUCGACUUGCGAGGUGGCGAGAAACGGAGGGUCAUGCGUGAAGAGGAAGACUCUCGAAUCGCCAAUCCAGACGAUCAGCUGGAGGCGUUGGUUUCUUCCGAAGAGCCCGAGACGGGAGGUGGCAGCCUCGCUCUUGGUGGGGAGCCGGAGGAACGAGAAUUGGCUGGCGACGGCCACAGCUUCGAUCAGCGUCAAGUCAGCACCCAGCCGCCGAUCCAAAGAGGAAGCACCGACGGCAUCUUAGGCACCGGUCCGGGGGGUUCCAGCUUUGGCCAAGGCUCCAGCCGCUCCAUGACACCCCAACAAUUGACUUCAAUACGAUCUGCGGCUGGCUUUGGCGACCAGGGGUCUCCUGCUAUAUCAAGCCAAAGCACUGCAUUCCAGGGCCAAGGCCAGGGCCACAGUCGACAGCCUUCUCGAUUUAACUUUGCAAGCGACAAUACAAACUCGUCAUCGACUGUCAAGCUUGCUGCAAACCCACGGAAUAUGGCUCAACAGACAUCCAUGAUGCCGAACUCAUUCCAGUCCCAAGGGGCCAACCAAUAUUACCCGACGACUAUUUCUGGCCCCCCACCAGGCCUCAAGUCGACGGGCACACCCCCCAACAUGUACGGUCAGUCAUUUGGCGCAGGAUUCGGCGCAGCUCCCAAGGAUUCGUCAAACGAGCUACUUCAGAGUCUCAUCGGACGGAAUCGUGCGGGUGUCAGCCAGCCUCAUGAUGCCGGAAAGCGUGAGUACAUGAUUUCUUCUUUCUCAAACCAGUACCCACCAUCCUCUACCUCCACCCCAGUUCCUGCGUCAAACCUCCUGGCCUCGCUGUACGGUAAUCAACCUGGAGCAUUCCAAGACUUUGGAUCGAAGCAGAAAAAAAAGGGGAAGAAGCACAGGCAUGCUAACACUUCCUCCUCGGGGGGGAGUGGCUUAGUUGAUCUUGCGGACCCGAGCAUCCUGCAGGCGCGGAUGCAGCACCAGCAGCCCCAGAGCACUGCCGGAGCCAGCCAGGGACUGUACGGUGGUCAGAGCCAAGCAGAUGACGAGCUACUCUCGUUCGACAAGGCAAGCGAGGCGGUUGAUGACCUGCUGCACGAUCCGCAAGACGACCUUGGCCAGCUGGGGAUUGCCUUGAGCAGCGCCAUGCCUUCUGUUCCUCCUGGCUUUGCGGGUCCCCAUGGGCACCCUGAUCCAACGCAGCCGUCGUCUGCACCAACGCUGCCAUGGCUUCUCACUCCCGUUCCCAAGGUUGCGGCAGCAGGUAUCAAUCAUGGCACCAUGACACCGGAGCAAACGCCGCGAAAAGGCCGGCUGGGUUCGACUGCAAGGAGGGGUGGCAAGUCUCUGACCACCGACUCGGGGGCACCGAAGGGUGCUCCGUCACUGUCCAGCCAAACGCAGCCUCUGGCCGUCCAAGACGACGAAAACUUUCCGCCGCUUGCAACUCAGGCGAGAAAGCAGCAGAGCAGCUCACCUGCGAUCCCAACCGUACCCACUCCUAAGGGCACGCCGGCGCCGAAGAGGUCUUCCGACAAGGGAAAGGUGCCUGAAAAGGUUUCUCAGUUAAAUUUAGAGAAAUCCCGAGGACAACAAAAGUUGGACAAGGAGAGGGCGCUUGAAGGCGCUCGUGCAUCAACCGAUGGAAAGCAGCCUCAACAGAAGCAGCCUGCUGACAGGAGCAAGGCAACGAUGAAGACUUCUGAGCUGAGCUUUCAAAACAUGCCUGAAGAUAUGAGCAGCAACCAGGCUGUUGCCAGCCACUCGAGCCGAAAGCCAGGCAGCGCUGGUGAUGAAGGUUUGAACGCACCAACACCCCGGUCUGAAGACUCGACACGGCCACAGGGGUCAACCGAUGAAGUUGUGUUCCCUCCCCUUCCAACUCCCUCUGGCAGUGGGGCGGCAUCACCUGCUCCUCGUGUUGCCCCCAAGUCCCUCAGACUGGUGUCGCCAGUCAAGACGGACACGUCCACUUUACCUUCGUUGGUCCAAUCGCUUGCCUCGAGGGUUGUUUCUGCUUCUCAAGGGCCCGACACCGCAGCCAGCGAUAUGGCUAGUGACACCGCCUCACUUGUUUCCGCCUCCGUUUCUGCAUCCAGAGCAGGUUCGCCACCACCAAACCGAAUCGGUUCCGCCGCCGUCCGAACCAGCACCAAGAGUUCGCAGCGCAAAGAGCGUAAGAAGGCUUUUCAAGAGGAGACGAAAGUAAUUUCCGAGAGACCCAAGGAGGAACCGAAGCCUCAUGAUGCCAUUGUCGUGCGAAAGAAGAAAGAGAAAAAGGAGAAGCCUACAAGGGCUUCGGCACCUCCAUCGCAGGACGAACCACUUGCGGAUGCCGCGAUCCAGGACGGGCCCGUAACUGAAAGUACGUCAAAAGAAGGCGCCAGCAGCAAGGAGUCGGAUGGUGCGGACUUGAAGGACAAGCUACUCCCGUCGAGGAAGGGCGCCUCGUCUAGAAAGGGCAAAGGCAAAGGCAAAGGAAAGGAGAAGGGGAAGGAAAGAGAGACACGCGAGGUGGCCCAGCCGCAGCCCACGCCUCCAGCCGCCGAUGCUGAGCCAAACUCCACAGCUCAGGCCGAUGAAGCAGAGCGAUCACGAUUCAGUCCAGCUGGUGUGUUCGCGGGCCUUGCUAACCUAUUCAAAGGCGAGGAUCUUGCUCUGUUUAAGCCCGUCCCGAGUGGCAACCAACGGCAAGAGCACAACAGCGGUGCCAAGAAUGGAGCCUACUGCAAGGACUGUGCAUGUAAGUGUGCAGAGAUCAGAGAAGAGGACCUUGCUGCUCUGCGUGCGGGGAAACCGGUUCGGAAGCAAUUCCACAUGGACGGCGGCAGGAUGUUGAUCACGCCCAAUGGAGACAGCAUCCGCGGGUUGUCUCCCAACGAAGAAGAUGCGUUCCUACAGCUCCAGACCGCCAUUGCCCUCUCUGCAGAGCACCCAGGCGCAUUUGUCGCCCCUCGGCAUCACCCUGGCAGUGGUGCAUUUUCUCUUAUCAAAGGACGAGCCGUGCCCAAUGGUCGGCCCAACAUUUUCCCUCUUACAUGUCACCCCUCGUCUCCGGACCCCGUUGGGAAGAUGCAGCGCGAGGAAGCGCUGAGCUACAUCAACCAAUACGUCCUGCCCCGGCUCAACCUGGGUGCGAGCAACAUGGGGUUCCCCAAUGCGGCGUCCCCCGCCCGCGACUCGGCCGCAGCGAGCCUCAACUCGCUGGCCCCAUACUUUUACGGCCCAGAUGCGGCAGCUGGCGUUGGUAUCUACAGCGCACCAGAUGGGGCCCGAGCAAUGCGAGACUUUGCUGCCUCGGGGGGGAGCCAAUCCGAGGAACCAGGCAAGAUUCCCGGGACAAAUGGUGUCUCAAGCAUGCCCCUGAUGAGCGUCGAGGAUGCUGAGUCAGCUCUCUUCGCUGCCCGCAGGGAAACCGAGAAGCUGGAGAGAGGUCUCAACGCGGUUAUCAAGCGCAACAGGCGGUUGGUGCUUGGAGGGAGCUAG
This is a messenger RNA of Drechmeria coniospora, 4659 nucleotides long. Its product is annotated as putative MOT2-transcriptional repressor. Gene Ontology annotation, molecular function: ubiquitin-protein transferase activity; RNA binding. The transcript is spliced from 5 exons. Gene Ontology annotation, cellular component: CCR4-NOT complex. Gene Ontology annotation, biological process: protein ubiquitination. The record is from RefSeq and is a predicted model, not a curated record. The coding region runs from base 1 to 4659 and encodes 1552 amino acids. NCBI's taxonomy places the organism in Eukaryota, Fungi, Ascomycota, Sordariomycetes, Hypocreales, Ophiocordycipitaceae.